AUGAGCGACCGCUCGUCUUCUUCUGACGAAGCAACUCUUACUGACGCAGAGAACAUGCGAGAACACAAUUUUCCCCCGGACGUCGUGUCGACGAUGGAGGUGGAGGAGCAUAUUGAGCGCGACGCGGACGACGAGCUUCUACAAGAGCCUGAUGACGCGGCGCAGCUGCCAGCAGAGCUCGGCGGCGUCGGCGACGUUGAUGCUGGAGGUCCUUCCGAGUCGCCUUCGUAUCGAAACUUACGAGAAGGCUGCUCAAGCGGAAAUCCAAGCCCUCUCGAGUGCCCUGCUGCUGAUGCUAUUAGCUCGAGAAGUCCGUCGUCAAGACAGGCUGAAGAGGCCUCUCGCCAAGCAGUGGCGCAGCCUGGCAGGCCGGACGAUUCCAGUGAGCGUCGUCAGUGCGGCGGCGCUCCCGCGGGGGACCUUCCGUUAGUUACGGCGGGAGUGGCGGCGGAAAUCGGAACUACGACUGCGGCGGCGACAACGGGACAGCCACCAAUGUCCCAACGUCGAGCGGCGAGGCAACGGCUAGCUCUGCUGAAGCGUCGGAUACCGCGGGACGGGUACAUGUGGCUCAAGUACGGCCAGAAGCAGCUCACAGGCGGCACUCACGGCAGGCACUACUAUCGCUGUAGUCACUUUCGCCAACCAACCGAGUGUCGCGCGCGGCGCGUGGUCGAUUUCCACAAGCACGACUCCAAGCUCCCGCUCCGAAUCUCCUUCUUCGGCGAACACAACCAUCCGCCGCACCACCCGCCGCAACUGCUCGCAGCACCGCCGCAGACCCCUUCCGCCGCUGCCGCGCAGCCGGCUUCCGCAGGCGCGACCGCCGUGCAGGCGUCUUCCGCCGCCGCAACCGCCCCCAGAAGCAGCCGCCACCCCGCGGACCGCCUCAGGCUCUCCCUGCCCGAUGACGUCAUCGGAUCCGCGCUGGCAGGCGGAGCUUCUGCCGCAUCUGCUGGCGGAGGCGGAAGCGGGCCGCAAGCUGCUGGUGCUCAGCCUGGCGGAAGCGGAAGGGGGGACGGGGGAAAGCAGGCGGAGAUUCCAGCAGGCGUCGGGGGAAGGCUGCCUUACAGUCUAGCGGAACUCGAGGCCCUCGCGGCCGUUCUCCGCGAAGCCGCUGCUGCCUCCGCCGCUGCGGGCAACGCACACGCGCCGCCAAUGGAGGGCUCGAGCGGCAGAGCCAACGUCGCCGCCACCAACAACAGCGCCACCAGCGCCGCGGCUGCCGCCACCAAUCAGAGGGUGCUCGUUAAUGUGCGCGCUUGUGCUUCAAGCCUUGGCAGUAGCGACGGUGGCGGCAGCAUCCGCGGUAGCAGCAGGGCGGUCGCAGCAGAGCGGGAGCAUCAGCUUCUAGAAUCGUUAGUCAACCUGCUGACGUCACCUGUGGCGUCACCCGGAUCCGGAUCCGCCUCCCUCACCCGCCGCCCCUCGUCUGCGCCCUCUCCUCGGGAUCUCCACUCCCCCAUGCAGACUGGCUCUCUGCUCUCCCCCACAUCGGCUGUUGCUGCGGCGUACCCUCACUGCGCAUCCUACCCCUCCUACCGCUCGCCUGCUGCCACGUCACCCUCCAGCAUGACGUCAGCCUCUGGGUCAACGCAGUACUCUCCACAUGCUAAAGGACCCACAGGGCCCAUGGUUCACACAGGGACACGCUUUGGCGUACCAUCCUCCUCCCCUCGCGCAGGUGCGCCUUUCGCCAGUGCGGGGCCCUCCGCGCAGAGCCAGCAGCAGCUGGCGGCGGCAGCCAUUCUAGCGCACCUGCUAACCAUGCAGUCGCGCCAGGGCGCCUCCCCAAGAACCCCCAACCCCGUGCAUGAAACACACAGGCCAGCACCAGCACCGCUGCCCAUGCGUGAGGCGCAAGGGGUGGCACCAGCACCGCGCACUGUCCAUGAGGCGCAAGGGGGAAUGCACCAGCCGCACGCGGCUAUACAGCAGCCUUUGAAUGCGGUUCAGGGCGGUUUGGUCUCCCCUCCCCGCCCUGCCCUUUCGUGCCCACCCGAGGGCCGAGUCCCCGCCCCUCCGCCGCUGUUCAUCCCCCGCCCUGCCUCCUCCCCUGCCGAGUAUUUCUCUGCCUCUGCUGCCAUCUCCUCGCCACGUGGCACAAGUGUGAACUGCCAAGUCAGCACCUGGCCGCCAGCUCAGGAGCAUCAGGCCUCCCAGCCAUGGGCUGCGGGGCAGGGCUUUGGGGGUUGCGGGACAGGGUUUGAUGGUGGGAUGGGGGAUGCGGAGCUGUGGCAGGGGGACGGUGUAGGGAAGCAGGCGGAAGUGGGAGGGGUGGCUUGGCGCAUGAUGGAGCAGGACUCUGGUGCUCUGCGGGUGACGUCCCAGUUGCUAUCAGCCGCUCCUAUGGCCGAUGGCAGCGAUGCCAGCGGGUUUGGAUUCGGAAGUGGGACUUCCCAGCUUCCCGAGUCCAGUUUCAAUGGCGGUGCCAGUUUGAACAGCAGUGACAGUUUGAACGCAGAAGCAGCGUUUUCCCAGCUCCAGAGGCAGCUGCAGGAGCAGGCCAAAACUGGCAAUCUGUUUGCUUUCGGUAAUGCCUCAACUUCCGCAGCAGCGGGUGGGGUGAGCAGGCAGCAGCGCGCUGCCACAAAUGUGAGCCCGCUUCAGGUGCAUGAGGAGGAUUCAGGGAAAGAGAGGGAAGCUGCUGGGGUUGGGGAGGGUAGUGUGUUCGUUUCGCAACCAGGAGAGCCGCUUGCAAUCCAAGUGGAUACAGGCAGGGCGAAUGGGUCAGGAUCUAGCUGCUUGUUCAAUAAUCAGAGUGGCUAUUAUGCUGGAGAUGCUGCAGCAGGUGGCGAGGGGAACAUACGGUACGCAUCUUCAGACCUGCCGGGUGUCUUUCACCACAGCCCUGAUUUGCUGCAGAAACAGAUUCAGGACACAUUGGAUCAGCAAGAGCUGGAUGCGGCCAUGCUUGCUGCUGUCACUGCGGGAACCGUAGGAGUAUCUGCUGGUGCCGGUUCUGCUGGGGAGAUUACCGUGGGCGAGAAUGGGUGUGGUUUUUACGGCAGUGGCCAAGCAGCUUCGCAUUCACAAUCAGGUGGAUUUGGAUGCGAUGUUGGCAGCGGUCAGCAGCAGCAUUCGCUUCGUGAGGAGCAGAAUGGAGGCACUGAGAAUCUUCUGGCAAUGAUGGCGUUGCUGAGAACCUUGACCGACCCAGAUGACCACAUGACACUAGAUGGAUCCGGUGCGCCCGCUGGCGGGCACGCUGGCGCGCACGGCUAUGGUGGCGGACAAGGCUACACUGGCGGCGGCGGAAGCAGCGGUUAUGGGGGUCACGGGUACACGGGGGGAGGUGGCGCGGCAAGGGGCCCGCGCGGAGGCAGGGCGCCGUACGUGUACCAUCCUUCCGCGCAAGCGCCCUCCACGCAAGCUCCCCCAGUGGCACAAGCAACCCCCCCGCCUCCCCCUCCGCCAGCCCCCGUGAACCCCGCCGUGGCGGAGGCUGGCGCGCGGGCUGUGCGGUGGCUAGAGGAGGCAGCCGAGGGAAUCGGCGCUGACGUGGCGUUGCGCGGAGCGGCCAGCGAUUCUGGAGCCAGUCGUUUCCCGACAGCUGGCGGCGAUGGUUUACCUCAGGAGGUGCAGCUGAUAAGCCGAGUGGCGUCGCUACUCCAGUCACCCAUGGCCUCUCAGCUGCUUGCCUGGGAGCCCACCGCCAGUCGCAUCUGGAUGCUGCUGGAACGCCUGCUCGCACACAGGGAUGCGGUGAUCCAAUCAGCAGCUGCAUCUGCCAUUGGCGUUGCAGCGGCGGUCCGCCUCCCGUCCGAGUCUACCCCUCUCUCUCCAGCCGCCGCAGCGCCGCCAGCUGUCGCCAUCUCAUUCGCAGGAGCGGAGCGUCUCUUUGCGUGGGCGCUCCCCCAGCUCACCGAUCCCAAUGCUGACGUGGCAAACACGCGCCUCGCCCUGCUGGCAGCUGCCCCCUUCUGCCAGCUGGCACCCGCGCCUUUAGCACCCGAAGCUGAUUUGAAGUCAACCCCAACUGUUGCAUCGGCAGGAGCAGACGCAGCAGCAGCGGCAGCAGCGGCGGCGGCAUCAGAGCCAUACGUCUCCAGCUGUGUGCAGGCCUGCCAGGGCCUGCUAGAAGACGAAGGAACGCCGCCCACGCUCCUGCCGCCCAUCCUCUCCGUCCUCGUCGCCGUCGCAGAGCGCUUUCCCAGAACCUUCCUGCAGCAGUUUGAAGAAAUUAUCGACCUGCUGCUGGGCUGGGCUAUGGAGCCGUCAGUUCUGCCGGCUAGCCGGCAGCUUAUUGGUGACUGCUUCUUGCGGUUCGGCCGCCAGUGGCGGGAAAAAGGGGCGUUCACUCGAAACGUGCUGUUGAAAUUGGUGGGGGAUAUUGAGACAGAGGUGAAAGCAGGUAAAGGGUCUGGUGAUAGCGGUUCUGCUGGUGGAUCUGCUGGUGCUGGUGGUGCUGGUAGUGCUUCUCGGGCUGCAGGGGUUUCUGGCAGUGGUGGUGGUGGUGGUGGUGGUGGGGGGGGAAGGAGCAGGCCAGCAGCAAUGGCUGCAGCAGAAGAGACAGACGCUUCAGAUGCUCGCUUGGCCGCGCUGACUUUGUCUUUUAGCGCCGUUCUGGGCGGCGUGACAGGCUGGCGAGGCGUCCCUAGCCCCAGCACACGCUUCGCCCCAUCAGGUGCAGAAGUCAACGUUGGUGUUUCCACUGGGGGUUUUCCUAUGGAGGGUGUGAGUAGCGGGGUUACUGGGGGCAGUGUGAAUGGCAGGUUUACUGGGGAUGCAGCAGUUGGGCAAGGGAAUGCGGCUAGAGGGCAGGAUGAUGAGUCGUGGCGUCAGGUGGUUCCGUUGGAGAGCCUGUUCCGGCGCUGGCUGGUGCUGCUGAGAGAUCUCCUGCAGGUGGACAUAAAGGUGGAUUCUCAGGUGGAUUCUCAGGUGGAGGGAGGAGAUGGUGGGAAAGCAUUGCCAGUGGCAGCAGGUGGUGCUGGAAUGGGAGCAGGGGGAGAGAGGGCAGCAGCUGGAGGGGAAUCAGUAGGAGGGGGAGGGCAGGUGAGGAGGGUGCCGGUGGGGAGAGCAGGGGUGGCACGGGUGGCAUGGGUGGCGGAGUGGUGGGCGGUGUUGCCUGUCUUCGUCUGGGCGCUCUGUGCCCAUGGUGGUAACCACUUGCAGUAUUCGUGGAAAGAGAAGGAGCAGCAGCAGCAGCACCAAGAGCCACUGCCUCGCUUCUCUCCGGUUCAGCAGUUUCUGAGAAGCUUCUACGUGCCAGCUGUCGCCCCUCUUCUCAACGCCAUCGCCAGCACGCGCCUCUUCCCGCCGCCCGCCCUCGCGGCCGUGCUGCGCUGCCACCUGGCAGCACUCGAUUCGCUGCGGGGACUCUGUGUCACGGAGCUGCAGGCUCAACUGGGGGAGGUGGCAUCUGCCAAGCCCAACGCUUUAGACCAGAGAGAUCAACAGCAGCAGGGCAGAGAAGAGGAGGAGCCAGAGAACUUGGUUAGAGACGGGAAGGAAGGAGAUAGAAAAAAUAUUCCCGUUGAUGGGAAGGGAGAAAAUGGGAAAAAGCUUUCUCCCAGAAGGUCCAUUCCAGCAGACCCUCUGGCUGCAGCCUUCUCUGCUCUCCUCUUCGCCCGCCCCUACGCUCCCCUCCCCCUCCUCCGCCUACACCCCCACCCUGCUGUUGCCUCCGCUGCAGCUGACACCCUCCUCUCCCUCCUCGCCUUCCCUCCUCUCACACUCCUUCCCCCCCCCUCGUUUUCGCCCUCCUCCCCCCUUUCCCACUGCCUCUCCUCCUCCCCCCUGUCCGUGCCGCUCUCCUUCCUGCUAGCAGAGAUGCGCGACUGCUACCGCUGUGCCGCCCCCACCACGCACUGUAGCACCACCGGUAACCAGGCGACUGGUAGGGUUACCGGUGAGGGGAGCACCGGGGCAGGACAGCAGCGGAGGAAGAGGAGAAGGGCGGUGCGGCCCCGGGAAUGUCAUACCUUCUCUCAAGGGGAUUCCGCGUUGGAAGCCUGGUGCAGGCAACACGCAGCUGACCUGUCGCCGUCUGCUGACGUGGCGGAGUGGGAUUGGACGGCGGAGGAAGCGGAGGUGCUCCUGCGGUUUGACUUGGUGGCUCUGUCCUCGGGAGUGACCCAAGGGGCUCUGCUGUGUGCUCAAAGCAUUCAAGAAAAUACAGCAGCAGCAGCAGCAGCACCAUCAGUGGCGCAGCAAAUGGCAGCAGGCAUUUCCUUGCUGCUCCGAGCCCUCGUCUCAGACUACCGCCGUUGGACCCACCGCCUCUGGCCGCUCCCCCGCUGCCAGGUGGCGGCGUUUCACGGGCUGAGGGCCGCCUCUCAGGCAGCGUUUCAUGGCAACCGCAUGCUGCUGGGGUUGGGUGCAACAAGUACAAGCACAUCCAUUAUUAUCACAGCCGCUAAUGCUGCAACCACCUCCACUUGUGACAUCCCGGGUGCACCUGUUACUGCUGGUGCUGGCGAUGCUGCUUCUAAGAAACCAGAGAGCAAAGGCUUUGAGAAAGGUAUUGAGGAUGUCACUGGUAAUGCGCUUAUGGGGAAGAGGACUAGGAGCGGUGCCAGAGGAACAUCUACAGGUGCACUUGUUCUUGCUGAGCUGGCGCUUAGCUGGCGUGACAUGGCAUGGGCAUUGCAGGAGGGCGAGGCGUGUGCUGGUCUGAAGCUGGAGGCUCUGGCAUGGGCGGGCGGCGAUCAAGUUGCGGCCAACCGCAAGGCCAUGCAGGAGCUGCUUCAGAAGACGUUGCUCUCUGCUGCUGUCUCCCCCACCAUCCCUCGUCCUCUCCCCCUCCCUCCUCUCCAUCCCCUCACUCCCACUCCCUCUCCUCUCGCCUCUCCUCUUCUUGCUCUCACCGCUCCUUCACUUGUUUCUGAACCACCUGAAAUUCUCCGUGGGCCUUCUUCAGGUGAAAUGUGGCUCCUGAAAGCCGCAGCUUCAGGUGAAUUGCCAGUCCACCUGGCGUCGGCGUCAGGUGAUUUGCCGCUCAAGCCACAUCAGCUGGUGGCAAUUCUCAACCUGCUCUCCCGCAAGCAGUCCACGUCAGCACAGCCGCCGCAUCCUGAUUGGCUGCUGCGGAUCCUGCUCACUCUCCCAUCCUCCCCUCCCUCCACUUCCUCUCUCCCCUCACCUCCCCCUCUCCCUCAACCUCCUCCUGCUUCAUCUCAAUCCACUUCAGCAUCAUCACCAGACGCAGUAGCAGCAGAUGGAGAGCUCGACAGCUGGCGUCAGCUGGCGGCGGUGAACGGUGAGCUGGCGCUGAGCCUUUGA
Closterium sp. Yama58-4 is the source of this 7224-nucleotide messenger RNA. NCBI's taxonomy places the organism in Eukaryota, Viridiplantae, Streptophyta, Zygnematophyceae, Desmidiales, Closteriaceae. The record is from the annotation of a GenBank genome assembly.